Molecule: messenger RNA, 11444 nt
Organism: Coturnix japonica (Japanese quail)
Lineage: Eukaryota; Metazoa; Chordata; Aves; Galliformes; Phasianidae
Gene: GRM5
Product: glutamate metabotropic receptor 5
Biological process (GO): G protein-coupled receptor signaling pathway
Cellular component (GO): membrane
Molecular function (GO): G protein-coupled receptor activity
Source: RefSeq, a predicted model, not a curated record
AUGCUGUUCUGAGCCCAGCGCAGCAGUUUCCCUGCUUGCUGGAAAGGGGCGGUGCGGGCGGGAGGUGUCCCCUUCAUAGGGCGACUUCACAACCUUUCCGAGCACCUGGAGAGAGGGCAAAAGGCAGAAUUAACCCCCGGGAAAAGCAGAGGCGUUGGAGUCGUGUAAGCAUGAGGAGGGGCUGAGAUGUUUAAGCAGGUGGGUCAGGCUGCAGCAAGUAUUUAGGAACACCAAGGUGCCAGAGAGCAGUGACCCAUCUGUCGUCUCAUUGUUUGUUUGUUUAUUCAUCCUCCUCACGGCUUUCGCUCCCCCCUCCUCCCCCUUAAAUCUUAGGGACCAUUCACGCCUCUUACAAAUGAGACUUGGGCGAUGCUGAGAGAACAGCGUGUUGCAUGGCGUGUGCGUGUGUGCAUGCAGGCGCGGGGGUAAGAUCCUCGGUUCUCAGCGUUUGCCUGUGAUCAGAAGAAAACAGGAUGUGCCCUUAGCUGGAGGAGUGACAAUGCGAGUCGAGCAGGGCUCACCUGCUGGUGAUCUUUGCAGAGGCAUUUGAGGAUUAUUCAGCUCCAGAAGGUCUGUGUGAGGAAUGCUAUCUCUGUCGUGCUGAAAAUAGGAGGUGCCUACCCUUACCGGUCUUGAUUGCUGCCGCUGAAAGGACUGUUUGCCGCCACCGGAGGAAGAAGAGGUUGCUGCCACGGACAAGGUUAUGACGAUUAUGAUCACAUGUACAGCUCUGCACCGCUGUCCACGUGGAGAUGAUGGAGACACCUUAGAGAAUACAUGCAAACUCCUGAUUAACCAGCAUUCUACUCUGUUUAUCCAAAAGAAUUGAUAACUGCUUUUGACCAGCUCUCCAUUUUGUUCAAUCAUGUCUCUACCAGCCUAAACCAUUUCCUAAAAUGGUCCUUUUGCUGUUCCUUGCAAUCCUGUUAUUGAAGGAAGAUGUCUGUGGGAACUUCGGGCUUUUGGUUUCUGCACAGGCCAAUGAAAGAAGGGUGGUUGCACACAUGCCUGGUGAUAUUAUCAUUGGAGCUCUGUUCUCUGUCCACCACCAACCAACGGUUGACAAAGUUCAUGAGAGGAAAUGUGGAGAGGUAAGAGAGCAGUAUGGCAUUCAGAGAGUGGAGGCAAUGCUACAUACCCUAGACAGAAUUAAUUUGGACCCAACACUGUUACCAAAUAUAACACUAGGAUGUGAAAUAAGGGACUCUUGCUGGCAUUCUGCUGUGGCUCUGGAGCAAAGUAUUGAGUUUAUAAGGGACUCACUUAUUUCAUCUGAAGAAGAGGAAGGGAUGGUGCGAUGUGUAGAUGGAUCUUCAUCAUCUUUCCACUCCAAGAAACCCAUUGUUGGUGUCAUUGGCCCUGGCUCUAGCUCAGUUGCUAUCCAGGUCCAGAACUUGUUGCAGCUUUUCAAUAUACCUCAGAUUGCUUAUUCUGCCACAAGCAUGGACCUAAGUGACAAAACUCUGUUCAAGUAUUUUAUGAGAGUUGUACCAUCUGAUGCACAGCAAGCACGGGCUAUGGUGGACAUUGUCAAACGUUAUAACUGGACCUAUGUUUCCGCUGUACAUACUGAAGGAAACUACGGUGAAAGUGGAAUGGAAGCUUUCAAAGAUAUGGCGGCCAAGGAAGGGAUCUGCAUUGCACAUUCCUACAAGAUCUAUAGCAAUGCUGGUGAGCAGAGCUUUGACAAGUUACUCCGGAAGCUUCGGAGCCACCUGCCCAAGGCAAGAGUGGUUGCCUGUUUCUGUGAAGGCAUGACUGUGAGAGGGCUCUUAAUGGCUAUGAGGCGCCUGGGACUUGCUGGAGAAUUUUUGCUGCUGGGCAGUGAUGGUUGGGCAGACAGGUAUGAUGUGACAGAUGGGUAUCAGCGUGAGGCUGUCGGUGGAAUAACGAUCAAGCUCCAGUCUCCUGAUGUUAAAUGGUUUGAUGAUUACUACUUGGAGCUUCGGCCAGAAACCAAUCACCGAAAUCCAUGGUUUCAGGAAUUUUGGCAACACAGGUUCCAGUGCCGUCUGGAAGGGUUUCCUCAAGAGAAUCCUAAAUACAACAAGACUUGUACAAGCCAGAUGACGCUGAGGACACAGCACGUUCAGGACUCCAAGAUGGGCUUUGUAAUCAACGCAAUAUAUUCAAUGGCUUACGGCCUCCACAACAUGCAGUUGUCUCUGUGUCCAGGCUAUGUUGGCCUUUGUGAUGCCAUGAAACCCAUAGAUGGACGGAAGCUGCUGGAGUCCCUCAUGAAGACCAACUUUACUGGGGUCUCUGGGGACAUGAUCUUGUUUGAUGAGAAUGGUGACUCACCAGGAAGAUACGAAAUCAUGAAUUUUAAGAAAAUGGGGAAGGACUACUUUGACUAUAUCAAUGUUGGCAGCUGGGACAACGGUGAGCUGAAAAUGGAUGAUGAUGAAAUAUGGUCAGAGAAAAAUAAUAUCAUCAGAUCUGUGUGCAGUGAACCCUGUGAAAAAGGACAGAUAAAGGUGAUUCGUAAAGGAGAAGUGAGUUGCUGUUGGACAUGCACUCCUUGUAAGGAGAAUGAGUACGUCUUUGAUGAAUACACAUGCAAGGCCUGCCAGCUUGGCUCCUGGCCCAACGAUGAGCUUACAGGUUGUGACCUCAUCCCGGUCCAGUAUCUCAGAUGGGGUGAUCCUGAACCAAUUGCAGCGGUUGUUUUUGCGUGCCUGGGUCUGCUGGCAACCUUGUUUGUUACAGCUAUAUUCAUAAUGUACCGUGAUACUCCAGUGGUCAAAUCUUCCAGCCGAGAACUUUGCUACAUCAUUCUAGCUGGCAUCUGCUUGGGUUAUUUGUGCACCUUCUGUCUCAUCGCAAAACCUCAACAGAUUUACUGCUAUCUUCAACGAAUUGGCAUCGGUCUCUCCCCAGCUAUGAGUUAUUCUGCUCUAGUAACUAAAACCAACCGCAUUGCAAGAAUCCUGGCUGGAAGCAAGAAGAAAAUUUGUACAAAGAAACCCAGAUUCAUGAGUGCCUGUGCCCAACUUGUUAUUGCAUUUAUCUUGAUAUGUAUACAAUUAGGCAUAAUUGUUGCCCUCUUUAUAAUGGAGCCACCCGAUAUAAUGCAUGAUUACCCAAGCAUCCGAGAGGUCUACUUGAUUUGUAACACCACCAACUUGGGUGUUGUAACCCCCCUUGGAUACAAUGGAUUAUUAAUUUUGAGUUGCACCUUUUAUGCAUUUAAGACAAGAAAUGUCCCAGCUAAUUUCAAUGAAGCAAAGUAUAUUGCCUUUACAAUGUAUACCACCUGCAUCAUAUGGCUGGCUUUUGUGCCAAUAUAUUUUGGAAGCAACUACAAGAUAAUCACCAUGUGUUUCUCAGUGAGUCUGAGUGCCACGGUGGCCCUUGGUUGUAUGUUUGUGCCCAAGGUCUACAUCAUCCUUGCUAAGCCUGAAAGGAACGUACGCAGCGCAUUCACCACAUCGACUGUGGUCCGCAUGCAUGUAGGGGAUGGAAAGUCAUCUUCGGCUGCAAGCCGCUCAAGCAGCCUGGUGAACCUGUGGAAAAGAAGGGGAUCAUCUGGUGAAACACUUAGGUACAAAGGCAGGAGACUGGCCCCGCACAAGUCGGAAAUAGAGUGUUUCACCCCAAAAGGGAGUAUGGGGAAUGGUGGGAGAGCUACAAUGACCAGUGAAGAAUCUGUUUGCAUUCCAGAAUGUAAUCGAUCUGAGUCAAGUAGAGAUGAGAAAGAGGUUCCCGUUAAAGAGGAUGCCCUAACAGGCAAAAAGACUGGAAACUGUGUCAGUCUAAUAGUGCCACAGCAAGACUGUCAGCUGCAAGACCUACUCAAACACUCUAAUGGGAAAUCAGUUUCCUGGGCUCAGAAUGAGAAAAGCAGCAGAGGAGCACACCUUUGGCAGCGGUUGUCAGUCCACAUCAACAAAAAAGAGAACCCCAACCAAACUGCAGUGAUCAAGCCUUUUUCUAAAAGCACAGAUAGUAGCCGACAUAGUAGCAGCGCUACAUUUCCUGAGACCAGUGCCAAAACGCUUUAUGACGUUUCAGAAGCAGAAGAGCAAUACCCAGCUCAGUACCGACCACAGACUCCCUCACCUAUCAGCACCGUGAGCCACAGAACUGCCUCUGUUAGCCGAACAGAAGACGAUGCCCCCACCUUCCAGUCUGAGCCUCCACAGCGAAGUAGCUCCUCGCAAGGCUCCCUCAUGGAGCAGAUCAGUAGCGUGGUUACUCGCUUUACAGCCAACAUCAGUGAGCUGAACAAUAUGAUGCUUUCAACAGCCACUCCAGGGACAAUGGUGGCCACUCCUCUCUGCUCUUCAUACCUGAUCCCACGAGAAAUCCAGCUCCCCACAACAAUGACCACGUUUGCAGAGAUCCAGCCACUUCCUUCCAUUGAAGUCAAUGGCGCUUCCCAGUCAGCUAGGAAACAAUCAAAUGGCAGCAUCAAAGAAGGCACUGCAGAGACCCCAUCGGCAAAGCAAGACCUUGAGGAGCUGGUAGCUUUAACUCCUCCUUCUCCUUUUAGAGACUCCAUCGAUUCUGGAAGUGCAUCUCCCAGCUCUCCAGUUUCUGAAUCAGCACUCUGUAUCCCAUCUUCCCCAAAGUAUGACACACUGCUCAUCAGAGAUUACACUCAAAGUUCUUCUUCGCUGUGAAUGUAGUUCAAGACAACUUUGGAUCUCAACAACUACAAGCAAGUAGUGAGGGGACAGCCAAGCCUUCAAGAUCUCCAGUGUUUACGCAGAUAGGGUGAGAGGCGCUGGGUCAUCUUGUGAGAAACAGGAAGAAGUGGAGCUGUUUGAUAAGUGGAAACAUCAGAUUAAUGAUGCUGUUCUAAAGACAAAAUGAUGACUCUUGGCAGAUUAUCGUGGCCUUAAAAAAACAUGGGCUUUUCAAAAACGCUGAAUCUAUUUUUGAGGGCUUAUAAGGAGUCUGUUAAAUCAGUUACAUACCAAGUGCUUUGCUUUAGUAUUACAAUGAACCGUGUGUACAAUAUGUGAAGGGGGGGAAACAAGAUUGUAAACAACUGUACAAUGGUUUGUUUGUUUACUCUGAUUCCUUACCCGGAAGUGAACCUUGAUCUUUUAUCAAGAAUAGAAGACCAAACAUUGAAUGUACAUUUUCUAACAGACUCAAAUCUGGGACCAACCUAUCAAGUUUUCCUUUUUUUUUUUUUUUUCUAUGAAGAUCUCAGAAAGCAGUAAUGUAUGUUGAAUAACUAUCAAACUCUUUGCUGAAGCGUAUUGUGUCUGUGAUAUGUUACACAUGGAUAACACUAAGCUGAGGCUUUGCAGUGAGUGACUGCAAUACGGAGAGCUUUACAAGUGACUUCUCAACGUACAUAUUUGUUUAUGAAAUUCUCUUCUACCAGUAUACAAAAAAAAAAAAAAAAAAAAAAAAAUCAAUUUGUUAACAUUGGAUUCACCUUCACAGCAACAAAACCCAAGGAAGAUUUCCUGACUAUUUCACCGUGAUGCCAACUAAUAACGAAGUAGCAAAAAAUAUUUUCUGGAGUACUGUUUUGUAAUUCCCUUAUCAGGGCAAGUUGUUGAGGUGAAUAUUCUCUUUCUAGCAGCACUACCAAGCUAUAUCAUAGCUGCAUUCCCUACUGAAAUUAACACAUUUUUAUGGAUGUUCUUAUGCUAACGUUGCCAGUUAUAACACUUAUCCGGGCUCCCUUAGUCUUUGCUUGCAAGGAACAGGUAAACACUCUAAGGAUUUUCUCCAUGUUUUUGAAUGACAGUGUUCUAAGAGAUCAAUCUGUAUUAUGAUGAAUGCUAACUGUCAAUGAAAAGGUUGUCAUAAUCACAAUUCAUAUGUAGAGAAAAAAAAAAAAACUGUGUCAAAAUCUGCUUAGAGUUGGUUUAGCUACUCUUUAAUAAACAGCAACUUUAUUUAGCUGCUGAUGCCUUGCAGCUAUGAACUGUGACAAAGGAAAAAAAAACAAAAAACAAAAAACAAAAAAAAGACUUUCAAAGCAAUACAGAGUAAAGGUUAAAGCAGAGAAGGCCUAAUGAGAUAUGAGCGGACAGUCUUUGUUUCUUAGCAACUCACAGAAGAGGCAAGGGGAUUACUGGUAUUUUUUCCAAUAUCAAGUUAAUGCAGUUUAGUGCACUUCAUACUGUCAUGGCACUUUUGAAUAAAGGCAAGGAAGGGAUUCACAGUUUGAAUAGAAGUUAAAUAAUGUUUAAUAGGUGAGAUAUGUAGAACACGUAAUUCAGGGCCUAAGCGCACACUAUAUUGGCUCUCUCCUUUAUGACAGCUGUCCUUGGGUGCCAAACUUUUAUGGGUUAGUUUUAUUUUAUUUGAGGAUAGUAUGAAGUGAUGAUUGAUGUACUUCAGUUCAAAGCUGAGUCGAUACAGCCUUAUACAGAAGACAGCUUCAUGGAAAAGAGUCUUGAAAUCAAGCUUCUGUGCUUAAUUUUCAAAACAUUCUGAUUUUAUUUCUUCAAAAAUAAUUAACAUUUUAUAAUCAAAAUCCAUACCCCCUUUCUCUCCUCCAUGCCCCAAAUAACAAAUGUUUGAUUUUAAAAAGAAAGCACAUUGCGUGAUUCGCAUACUUUAGCAAAGAGCACUUUUUAUUUUUGAGAUUAUAUAUAAUAAUUUGAGGUUAAUUUCACCAUUAUGUGCUGCACUGCAGUUUGUUUAGAUAUAGAUAUGUUUACUCUUUAAAAAAAGAGUAAUAGAUGAGCAAAUCCAGGCUCACACCUCACAGAGAGGCCCUAAGUACCAUGUACAUCCUGUGCAAGUCGGUGUUAUCCAAUAUCCAGUGUAUGGGCAUGUUUAUUUUGCCAGGAGCAGUCACUUAUUAGCUAUGCCUGUAGCAUGAACAGGCAGGUUCUCAUCUCUAUUCCAGGAGCUACACCAAGCUAUGAUUGUAGGUCCUUCUUCCUUACAUGUAGUUCUUGCCUACUGUCACAACUGGCUAGCAGAGACUCAGUUCUAUGAAGCAGUAUGGUUUCCAGACAGGAGUUUGCUGUUACCUUCCUGGUUUGUAGUACUAGCAUGUCUCAUCCUUCACUAUCUGCACAUGUCUUUAGGAGAAAGCAUCUUCUUUCACAGGUUACAACCCACACUUCAGGAAAGGGCGUGUCCAAUCAGCCUAUGGCACAAAUAUUCUUACUUAGGGAGUUUAGACCACUUAAAUAUUGUUCUUGGAUGAUUUAUAUAAUAAUGUAUGUUUCCCAUCGGUGCAAUAUCGUUUUGAUAUAUGUGGAGUGUGAUGAGAUAAAUGUGAAUUUCAAAGGGAUUCUAUUACUAUACAUUCUCUUAUACUUUAACCUAUUGACCGACAUUGUUAUUAGAUCCUCCUCUAACAUAAACUUUCUUGAGUGCUUUCUUGAGCACUCUAGGUCCUCAUUUCUGUACUCAUGUUGGUUGAUGCGUAUUAAUGUAUACCUGCUAAAAUCUGUGAGCUUCAUUGCACUGUGAAAUAAUGAACAGUAGAAAUAUCUUAAAGUACAAUGAGUAAAAAGGAGUGAGAAAUAGAAACUGUCGAAGCAUGACUCAGAAAAACAUACCUCAUCUACUCCCAAGUUGCAGUUCUGCACAAUGCUGACCAUAGCUAUUGCUCAGAGAUUCUUGAAGACUUUUGUCUAUAUUGCCAAGAUGAUGUAUCCAUGCACUUGUGCAUGCAAACACACGGAUACACAAAACAAUUUAACAUCUGUGUUUGGAGGCUAAAACUCCAGUGUUAAACUAUCAAACACUUGCUUAUUUUCACUUUGGAAGGAGUCAUGCAUCUUUUGUGUGCAUCAGCCAGAAAAAAACUUUUAAUGACAAAAAAUACCCAGGGUGAGUCCUGCUGCAAUAGUACCUCUCAGUUAGGUCAGCAUUAUCAGGAUAUAAAGAAGACAGAGCACAAUUUAAUUGUGCAAGCUGGGAUGUGACAGUAUUACCUUACAAGGUUUUUGGGUGACGGAGAUAACUCUUCUGUAAUGACCACAGUUGUAAGGUGGGAGAUUUGCCAGACCAGAAAGUCCUGUGAAUGAAACCAGAGUGUUUGAUACGAGAAAGAAGAAUGUUAUGAGAUAUUAUAAGUUCAUUAAGCUGUUUAUAUGCUACUCUCCUUUAGGGACAUUAAAAUAUAACUGCAGAGUUUUUCAGCCAUAACAGCAAAUGUUACAAUCAUGAACAUCUUCCAGUACCAAGCAUCUUGAAAUUAUAUUUUGGUUUACUUCUGCUGCCAGAAAGGGAAAUCAAGAGGUUGCAUCUAUUGUCAUUCUUGACCACAAGGACCUCAGGAGAUCUUGUUUCUUUUGUGCCUGAGGCUAAUCCUGAAGAAUAAAGGUGUAAGCAUCUUUGGAAGCUCUGCUUUUGAAAUAAAGUGAAUCACUCUAGUAGGCUCGUUGUGAAGAAAUGUUAGCAAUACUGAAAAAGAACAAUAUUUUUCAAUUAGCUCUGAAGAAUAAUUACAUUAAUUUGGAAAUGUGCUUCCUUCUACUUCUAUCUGAACAUUUGGUGCCUAGACUCAUACAAAUACUUUAGAUCAGAGAUUCUUAGAUGUUGGUCUACAAAGCAUUUGCUGAUGUUUCAUGGGAGUCUGGUUGGUCACAAAGUGCUGUUUUCUUCUUUUGGUUCUCAGAUAUGAAAUUAAAUUAAAAGUUAAAUGAUAAUUUAAAAAAAUAACUGUUAAAACUUUUAAAACAAAAAAAAAAAUUGCUUGCUUGGAUUUUAUUCAGUUGCUGCAUUUGGAAAAGGAAAGAUUUAUGAUUAAAAAGAAAAAAGAAAAAAAAAAAAGUGGGAAAAUCUCCAGAAAAACUAAAUAGGAAGGACAGUCCGCAAUUGAGACUCUGGAUGGUAGUGGAGUUCACUUGGAAAUUUAUUAUUUAGAGAGAUCAAGGCCAGAAAAACAGCAUAACUGUGGGUGUAAAUUCUGUAGAGGAAAGUGUGCAGCUUUGCUGUUCUAUUUAAUAAAUCAUUUCUGAGUUGAGAGAAAGAAAACAUGAAAGAAAUAGACAGUAGAAGAAAAUGUUGGGUUCAAAGUCAGAGCUGACCCAGAACAGCACUUUGGUGUCUAAAGUUAGGAUUUCAGCAGAAUUUAACACCUCCUGUCAGAACUCAGUUCACUCAGGCAACCAACACUGUGUCUCUGCAGAUGAUCAGAGUUGAUGAUCAGAGUUGCCCUCAUCUUGACACAUCAAAAUAUCUUAGCAUACAACUCAAAUGGAAAUCCAGAAAACAGUAGCCUCUAAAUUUGAAUCCCUGUUUAUGAUAUAAGUAACUGCACAGAGAAUAAAUCAUCCUUUGUUUUGAGACUGUCAGUGCUCUUAUGCUGCUGUUUUUACAGUAGCCUUGUGGUUAGAGCACUUGAGCAGAAGGUGAGAGAUCAAACUUCAGACCGUACCACUGCCAGGUGGGACUGAACUCUCCCUGCUGUCAGGAAAGUGCUGUAAUGAUUGUAUAAUGGGGCACCUUCAUCUCACUAUGGUAAAUUCAGGUUAGAGAAGAACAUUUACAGAAUCACAGAAUCACAGAUUUGUAGGGGUUGGAAGGGACCUCUAGAUAUUAUCAAGUCCAACCCCCAAAGGGAUUCAGGAUUCAGGAGUCUCAGGGUACAAAAGGAAGCAUUACUCUGCACCUUUGUGGGAUGUUUGGUAUAGUUGUGAUGACCACUUAAAAUUAAAUACUUUUAAUAUCCUGCAAGCAGGGAUUGGGUGAAUAUUUCAGCAACAAAGAAGUGGAGCCAACAUUUCUUCUGAGCUACGUAUUGGCUCAAAAAAUCCUUAAAUACUUCACUGGAAAGUGCUUUAAUGAUAGGAGGGGAGGAUAUGCCCUUCCUUACCUCUGUGUCUGCAACCAUCUUGUCUUCCACCUGAAGUUCUGAGCUCCUCCAUGCAAGGGAAAUUCUGAAUCUUCCUCGGCAAUUGAAGGAAUUAAACCUGGUGUUCCUGUUUCUUCUCUGAAACUGCUAAUAUAUAUAUAUAUAAAUAAAAUAAAAUAAAAUAAAAAGAACUCAUUUGGUUUUCCUCCAGCCACCAUUUACAAGGGCAACCCACCUUUGAAACAAAAAACAUACCCUUCUGCAGAAAUGCAUUUCCCUACUGGCUUGAAUUUACUAAUUUCAGACAUCCAUUUCCUUCUCACACUGCUUUCCUGAGCACCAAGCUCUUCUUACUAACUUCACAACAAGCUUUCACUUGAACAAACAGCCAGAGCCAGAUACUAUACAAAAAAUCAGGUAUUAUACUGUUUAAGAGCAGAAGUCAUUUGCUGACACUUGCCCUUAACCUGUUGAGGUCAAUGGAAUCACUCUAGAUUUAUACCAGAAAAUCUAAGCUUGACCAUGGCCAGUUGUGUCUUGGCUAUUUGCUUCAGCAUAGAAUGAUAGACAGAUUUUUCUUCCCAUUUCCAUCUGAGUUAAGCAGCAGAUGUAUUUUGUUAGGCUCAUUCCCGUAGCAGCUUGCUAUGGCUGGGUGAAUAGUACCUUACCACUGUUCCUCUUUAUCAGUACUACUGUGGCAGGUAUCCCAGAGGGAAAAUUGUUCUUUGACUAAAUCUGUUGAGGGAUGUGAGAUAAUAUGUGUCCCCCUUCCCCAAUACCACCCCCAAAACCAAAAAAAAGACAAAAGAAAAUAGAAAAAUAAAAAAGAAAUAGAUCAUGGUUUUCCUAAGGCUCCAUGAGUCUCAUCAACUAAGUAAGUCAGUACUCUCCAUGAUCCAGAAAAUCAUUCAUCUGCUAGCCAUUUCAGUGUGCACUGCAAUUAUUAAAUAGUUCAGCUGAAUUAUCUGAAUUCACGUUCUUUGCUAUAGUUUGUUAUUACAACCUCUGUUUAAAUCUCUGCAAUUGCCACUUACAAAUUUAUACUGUGAAUAGAAAAAAAAGAAAAAAAGAAAAAAAAAGAAACAGCCCGGUGAAGCAUAAAGGUAAGUAAAAAAUUCAUCGAGGGGAUGAAUUGCUGUGUAUGGUUGGUUUUGUCUUAUCUCAGUAACGACAGUACAAACAAACAAUAAUCACUCUGAAACAAUAGUCACUCUGAUCUGCCAAAUGGGAACAAAUAUACUAUGUAUAUUACAUGUACUAAUAGGAUUAUAUGGCAGCUGCUGGUGGUAUUUGUAAUUAGAAAUCUAUAUAGAAUAUAGAUGUUUUAGAGAGACGGUGCCAAUUCUAAAAGAUUUGUGUGGGCUACAAGUGCUUGUAAUUAUUAUUAUUUUUUAAUUUGCUAAUAACUUAUGAACAACUGGUUUCAAACAUUCUGUGAGCGUUUUUCUUUUUUUAUGUUGUUGCUGCUUAUACUAUUAAAAAAAUAGAGAAUGUAAAGUUAUUAUUUUGAUGUGAACUGAAAAUGAUUUUUCAUAAAAUAUAACAUUUUUAUCAGCUUUGAUUUUGCUUUCUACCUGUACAAAUGUAAUUUAUUUUAGCAUUGAAAAAAUACAUUUGCCUGUUUCUCAAUUGUCUACAUCAUGUUAUAGUUGGUGUUUAUAUGUAGAGUCAGGUACUUUUUGAACAGUAUUAAAAAAAUCCUGUGAUAUGA